Protomyces lactucae-debilis is the source of this 1869-nucleotide messenger RNA. Its product is annotated as DNA primase large subunit Spp2. Gene Ontology annotation, biological process: DNA replication, synthesis of primer. Gene Ontology annotation, cellular component: alpha DNA polymerase:primase complex. Bases 115 to 1569 code for a protein of 484 amino acids. The transcript has a single exon. The record is from RefSeq and is a predicted model, not a curated record. NCBI's taxonomy places the organism in Eukaryota, Fungi, Ascomycota, Taphrinomycetes, Taphrinales, Protomycetaceae.
AUUUGGGAAGAGAGACGCCGACAAGACCAAGACUCGACUGCGAUAGAUUCGCUGCUGCUACUGCUUAGACUUGCUGAACUAGCUAUUGACUGCUGCUAUAUCCACUAGGCUGUUAUGUUCAGCAGUAAAAGGCAAAAGCUCAAGCUCACAGCCAGUAGGCGCAACUUUGCCCAGGAAAUUGCCAGAGAAACAGACUACCCUACCAGGCUCUCCUUCUACACAACCCCGCCUCUCCAAGAAAUCACAGUCGAAGACUUCCAAACAUGGGCUAUCGACAGGCUUCAUGUGUUGGGUGAAAUUGAGUCCGCCAUGUACCGCAACAAAACCCCUGCCGAGCUCAAAACAGUCAUGGCAGAUUUGGUAGACAAGUACCUGCCACUUGCCUCUGACAGUACGCGACACGCAAAAGGCGACCAUCUCGAUGCAGAGCGUCGAAAGGAUCACUACUCACACUUUAUUCUGCGUCUUGCCUUUUGUCGCUCUGAAGACUUGCGCGCGCGUUUUAUUCGUACAGAAUCCGCACUCUUCAAGUAUCGAUUUGGGUUGGAGGAUGGACCUGCCACGACAGCCUUUAUCAAGAGCUUGGAUCUCGACUGGCAAGCUGUCUCUGAAGCAGAGGUAGCACAACUCCACGAUAAACUUCUUGCAGCAAGCGGUGCACGAUCUAUUGACCAUGAAUCCUACUUCAAAGUAGACUGGACGCGAGUCGCCGAUCUCGUCGCCAUGCGCCGUGUGUUCGUCAAGGGAGGUCUAGCCUAUGUUCCCGUCUCUGAACAACUCUCCCUCAUCGCUGCUGAAUUCUCCACAAAACUCGCAGCAGCGUUGGAAAUGACAGCACGCGCCAUACCGCGUCUCGAUGAAGAUGAUCGACUCUUGCCCAUCCUCACGCAUUUAUCCAAGGGAUUCACGGCGCCUGAGUAUACGGCAUCAGGCGACUUCGAUGGGACUGCCGUGACAGCUGCACAGGUCCCGAGUCUUUUGCAACAUUUCCCACUUUGUAUGCGUAAUUUGCACGAUAACCUCACGCAUGCGCAUCAUCUCAAGUACUGGGGCAGACAACAAUAUGGAUUAUUCCUCAAAGCCAUUGGUCUCAGUGUCGAGGAAUCCCUCAUCUUUUGGCGACAAUCCUUCAAGCAGAUAACGGAUGAAAAGUUCACAAAGGAGUACAGGUACAAUGUCCAACACAUGUACGGACUUGUUGGUGGACGCAAGAGUUAUCGUCCAAUGAGCUGUCAACAGAUCCUAACAGGUCCGAAUCCUGGUGCUGGCGAGUGUCAUGGAUGUCCUUACAAGCACUUCAACAAGGACGCACUCAAUGCUUCUCUUGCAAAGAUUGGUAUUAGCGAUAGCAAGACGCUCAAGGAGGUUCAUGAGUCGGUGGCGUCCAAGCACUACCACGUUGCGUGCACAAAAGUGUUUGAAGCGACGAACCCGAAUGUGCCAUUGAAUGAGAGCAUCUCACAUCCAAACCUCUACUUUGAGAAGAGCUCAGGACUAGGCAAAGAUUCGACAACUCAGGCGAUCGCGGCAGAGGUAGCACAAGGUGGCGAGCCCAUGGCAGCGGAUUGAGCGACGGUUGCAGUCAUAUGUCUAUAAAUCUUUUUAAAGCAUGAGAUGGACAGGCGACUCGAUAUAUUGAGACACGCGGUCGAGGUAGAUGGACGCGGUGCGUGGAUUGAUUGACCCUUCCCUGAAGUGCAAGCUGGCAACAACACUUGAGCGACUCGUUGAUUGCAUUGCUUGCGAGGGAGCUGGCAAUGGCUUGUCAGCCAGGAAAUCCAGGAUGUCGUAGUUUGCAGGCGCUGAGGCGAGGGGAUCUUCGACCUGAACAGCUUGCAGGGAGAGGAUGCCAUCGAUAUUGGCUUGUUC